UAUCUCUCAGGUGUUCUUUUGUUCAGCCCUUUGCCUCCCUAGCCAUGGCGGAAGAGAGGCACUUGGAGCAGGAGCAGGAGGAGCCAGCGAGCCAGGUGCAGCUUCGCUUGCAGAUCCUAGAUGGCUCAGGAGUGGAGCGGCGCAUGGACGUGCAGUUGGAAAGCACGGCAACGUUGGCGCAGCUCAAGGACCCCAUGUACCUGGGGGUUGAUGCCUCUGGCUGGCGAGUGCACUUUGUCUUCCGCGGUCGGCGUCUAGGUGAUGCGGAGCCCUUGUCGCGGCUGCCUAGCGGUGCCUGCCUUCAGUGCUACAUGCACCAACCGCCGCCCGUGGAAAGUGAUGAUGCUGAGCCGGACUCCCUGAUGGUCGCUUGGGCCAGGCUGGCGGGCAUUGGCAACCCCUUCCCGCCCGAGAAGUGGCAAGAUGUGGCCUUCCACUCCAGCUUCAUCCUGGGUCUUGCGGCGGCUUGGUUCCUGUAUCUCUCGGAGCCGGAGUCCUUUGAUUUCUUCGGCCGCUGCUUCCUCCGGUUCUUCUCCUUCGCCUGGGUUUUGGCCUUUUGUGGAGACUUCCUGGUCACACCAGGCCUGCCACAAGUGAGGCCCUGAGCGGCACAAAGACAUGUGGGCAGGGAAAGAGGAGCGCUGGCAACCAGCGCGAGCAGCUCCUUCUGUCCUGCGCGUGUGC
Effrenium voratum is the source of this 684-nucleotide messenger RNA. The record is from the annotation of a GenBank genome assembly. Lineage: Eukaryota; Dinophyceae; Suessiales; Symbiodiniaceae.